AUGCUUCUGCUGCAGGUCCCAGGCCAGUUCCUGUCUCUGUUCUACACUGACCGUUUGGGUCUUUACCCACAUGUGGACCUCUCUAGCGGGAAACAGUUCAAUGGCGGCAUCCCUCAGAGAAGUAACCUAAAAGCCAGUAUGAACAAGGCCAGAGCAGAUAUUAACUAUUACAUCCCAUCCAAGACAAGCCGAGGCUUGGCAGUGAUAGACUGGGAGGAAUGGCGCCCCCUAUGGGACAGGAACUGGGGCACUAAGAAAAUCUACCAGACUUUAUCUGUGGCCCAUGUUAUGCAGACAGACCACUUCCUCCCAAUGCAGCAGGCCACAGAGAAAGCCAAACAACAGUUCCAGGUAGCAGCUAAAAGUUUCAUGUCAGGGAUGUUGGCAAUAGGCAGAGCUAUGAGACCCAACUAUCACUGGGGCUUCUAUCUAUUUCCUAACUGUUACAAUUAUGGUUGGGAGAAGCCAGACUACACAGGCCAGUGCUCCAAGGAGGUGAGAAGGCAGAAUGAUGAGCUGCUCUGGCUGUGGGCGUCCAGCACUGCCCUCUACCCCUCCGCCUACCUGCAGGUCUCUCUGGCAGACAAUCCCAGAGCCGCCCUGAUGGUCAGAAACCGUGUGCAGGAAGCUUUGAGAGUAUCUGCCCUGCCCAGACGGAGUGGCACUACUGCACCCGUGUUUGUUUACAUGCGACCUGUCUUUGUCGACCAGAACAGACGCUUCCUCAGCCAGGUAGACUUGGUCAGCACCAUUGGCGAGAGUGCAGCCGUGGGAGCGUCUGGCGCUGUGCUGUGGGGGGCCAGCGCUGACUAUGAUGACCAGACUUCUUGUGAAGCUCUCUCAUCCUACCUCUCCUCCACCCUCAACCUCUACAUUACCAAUGUCACUGUAGCCGCCCAGCUGUGCAGCAGCUUCCUGUGUCGAGGGAAUGGCCGCUGUGUCCGAAAAAACUACAACUCCAAUCACUACCUCCACCUAAACCCUGAGAAUUUCAGGGUCAUGCACGUUCAGAACCGCUACCUUGUCCUAGGGAGACCGACCAUCGCAGACCUGAAGACACUGAGCAGAAGAUUUACCUGUCAGUGCUACAAAGGACUGAGCUGCUCUCCCAGGACAUACGGAGAGCUCGCCAAGGCCCUGAUGUUUAGUGUGAAGCAAAGGCUGUACCAAAAGGCUCACACUCUGCAUAAAGCCACGUUGGAUGAUACGCAACAAGACAGUAUCACAAAAGACAAUGUUAAAAAGAACUUGAAAGUUUAG
Morone saxatilis (striped sea-bass) is the source of this 1260-nucleotide messenger RNA. RefSeq names its product hyaluronidase PH-20-like. Gene Ontology annotation, molecular function: hyalurononglucosaminidase activity. Lineage: Eukaryota; Metazoa; Chordata; Actinopteri; Moronidae. The record is from RefSeq and is a predicted model, not a curated record. Gene Ontology annotation, cellular component: acrosomal vesicle. The coding region runs from base 1 to 1260 and encodes 419 amino acids. The transcript has 6 exons. Gene Ontology annotation, biological process: hyaluronan catabolic process; carbohydrate metabolic process.